CAGCCACGCGAUCCACAAGCAUAGAUGCAAUGGGUAAAGCCAAGGUAGAAAGCGACGGCCCUCCGUCCGCCCACCCCGCGUCGUCCGAUCACCGCGUGCUCGCCUCCGUCUCCCGCGCCUCUGCGCCCACCGCGCCCAGCUCCCGCUCCGCCCGCCACAGCAGCAGCGGCGGCGAUGGGGAAACCCCAGGAGGCGGCGCAGCCGUGCAGUCCGCCUGCGGGGCGAGCGGAGGAAGCGGAGGGCGGGGGGGCAGGGGGACGGGCGGCGGGCUGAUGGCGGAUGAUGGGGUUGAGUCGGCGAAUCGGCGAGAAGGCGGGGGUGCGGCUGGAGUGGCGGGAUCGGCGCCGAUAUCCCGGCGGCGCAUGCGGCUGAGGCAAGGCGAGGCGAUGCGGCGGCGAAGCAGCGACACGUGGGGGUCGGUGCUGGGCGGACUGACCGCGUGGUGGCCGGGCAGGGCGCGCCUGGGGGGCACGCGCAGAGGCGCUUUCAGCCGCAACAUCGCUGGUACCGCCGGCACCAGCAGCAGCAGCGGCAGACUGCAGGGCAAUCGGCGACAGGCGAAGGCGGCGAAAGGAUUACCGCUUUCGCUUUGGCUGUUCCUGACGACGGCGAUCGUGCUGGCCGUGGUGGCGGGCAGCGUGAAGCUCAUGCACGGCGACGACGCGCCCCCCGCGCGCCCCCUCGCCGCGCGCUCGCUCUUCCACCUCCUGCCCGACGCGCGCGCCGCCAGAGGCGCGGGUGCCGCCAGAGCCGUCGGCGGGGGGGGCGGGGAUGGCAGGCGCGUGGCGGAUGAUGCUGUGGGCGGUGGGUCGUUGGACGGUGCGUUGGUGGCGGGAGUGGCGACAGGGGUGGAAGGAGGAGGUGGGGAUGGAGGAGGAGAGGGAGGGGGGAGCGAGGGGAUGGCAGCGGUAGAACAUGAGGGUGUAUUGGUGGGGGGAGGCGCAGGGGAUGGCGGGGAUGGCAUGGGUGGUGAUGCGGGAUGGGAGGACGACGAGGAGGAGGGCGGAGAGGGGGGGGAAGGGGGAGGGAGUGGCGCUGGUGUGGCAGCAGACACUGGUGCUGACGGGGAAGCGCGUGACGAGGCAGAUGGGGACCCAAAGGAAGGGGCGAGUGAGAGUGAGGGCGAGGGCGAGGGGGAGAGUGAGGGCGAGGGCGAGGGGGAGAGUGAGGGCGAGGCAGCAGCAGUGAGAGGGCUGGGUCGGUGGGCGGGUCCGUUUGACGCUAUUCAGGAUGAGGCAGUGCUCAAGCAUGGUCUCACUGCCUAUGGCGUGCGCACGCCAUCAUCCUCAGCAGCAGCAGCAGCACCACGGCAGUGUCGGCAGGCGGGUGUGUUCAGGGCAGCGGUGGCGGGGCGGUCAGUGUUGAUAGUGCUGCACGAGGCGUCGCUGACGGGCGCACCGCUAGCCGGUAUGGAGCUGGCGGAGGAGGUGGCGCUGUGCGUGGGGGCGGGCAGAGACUCCGCUGCACGCAGGGCGGGGCAGGGGGGAGCGGCUCAGCAAGUGAGAGGGAGGGGUGUGGGUGGUGGCAGGGCUGGUGGGAGAGUUGCCCGAGGAGGCAAGGGGCGCAAGGGGCAGCGUGCACAGCAGCGGCAGCAGCGGGUGGAGCAGCAGCGGCUGCGGAGGAGGCAGCGACGGCAGCAGCUGCAGCAGCGGCAGGCGGCAGCAGCGCAGAAGGCGGGCGUGGUGCGGGGGCGGGCGGGCGUGCACGUGCUGCUGCUGAACCGCAAGGGCGGGCUGCUGCCCGAGCUGCACCGCCGCGGGCUCAACGUGCUCAAGAGCAAGGGCAGCGACAGCUGGCGCGCCGCCAUGGCAGCACAUGUGGUCAUUGCUAGCUCUGCCACUGCAGCCUCGUGGAUCGGGGCUUACUUGGCGACGUGCAGCGUUGACAGCGCUGCCAACAGCACUGGUGGCGAGGGUGCAGUAGCAGCAGCAGGCACGGACGCCACCAUGACCACCGCUUCCACUCUCCCUGUGCCUGGAGAGGCCCCUGGACUGAACGUGUGUGGGCAGCGCCUCGUGUGGUGGCUCAUGGAGAACCGCCGCGAGUACUUUGACCAGGCCAAACCCCUGCUGCCUCGUGUCAGCACCCUCAUCUUCAUCUCCCACUCCCAGGCCGCCACGUGGCGUGCGUGGGCGGCGGCAGAGAGCAUACAACUGCCCGGCAAGCAGCAUGUGAUUCCGCUGUCCAUCAACGCGGAGCUCGCCGUCAUUGCGGGCCUUGCCCCGCUGCUGCCACCGCCUCCCCUCCCACUUCCUACUGACGCUACAACAGCAGCAGCAGCUGCAGGGGAGGGCCUGGAGGCAGCAGGCAUGGGGGAUGGGGCAGGUACAGCGGGGUCAGCUGGGCUGGCAGCAGCAUCAGCAGCAGCGCGGGCGGAGAUGCGGCGGCGGGUGCGUGCACGCAUAGGGGCGCGGGGGGGCGACAUGGUGGUGCUGUGCCUGAGCUCGGUGAACCCGGGCAAGGGGCAGCUGGGGUUGCUGCAGGCCGCGCUGCAGGUGUGGGCGUCUAAGGGCGAGGUGGGCAUGGCGGGGGCCAGGCACGCAGGCGACACACAGGGGGAGCAGCUGGGCUUAAAGGAGGGUGGGGAGGUGGGUGGGGAGAGGGCGAGUGGAGAGGCAGUGGGGGCGGCUGGUGCGGGCAGAAGAAGGGUGCUGCAGAAUGAAGCAGGGAUAGGCAGUGUGGGUGAAGCAGGUGCUGCUGCUGGAGCAGUCCCCAUGGCAGGGCAGGGGAGGCAGGGGCAGGGCCUAGCGUUCAGCCAUCCUAGGUCACAGCAGCAGCAGCAGCAGCAGCGGUGGCGGCAGCGGCGGCUGAUAGUGGUGGUGGGGGCGAUGAAUGGGAAGAGCAACAAGGGCGAGUACAUAGUGCGCAUGGCGGAGGCCGUGCGCGAGAGGAUGGGCGAUGCACACGUGGCGGCGCAGGUGAGGGCGGGCGGCAUCGUGUGGGUGAACGGCACGCUCAAGGUGGCACCACUCUAUGCUGCUGCUGACACCUAUGUCAUGAACGCACAGGGCAUUGGGGAGACCUUUGGCCGUGUCACGGUGGAGGCCAUGGCCUUCCAACUGCCUGUGCUUGGCACGGCUGUGGGCGGCACAGCAGAAAUAGUGGGUCACAAUGUGUCGGGGCUGCUGCACCCCGUGCGCUUCAAGGGAGUGCCGCUCUUGGCUCGCCACCUUGCCUUGCUCUUGCGCCGUCCCAGCCUGCGCCGGGAGAUGGGCGCCAGGGGGCGUGAGGAGGUCCGACAGCGCUUCCUCGCCCAACUCAUGUUCGCACACAUGGGGACGGUCAUUGGGGAUGCGCUGAGAGCAGCCGAUGCAAGCCAGCAGGUUGGCUAACCACAGCUUUGGGUGCUGUAAAGGCGUGUGAACAAGCAACGAUCAAAACGUUCACUCAGGGCACUCUCGAAAGGGUGUCCCUACAGCCAGGAAUUGGAUAUUGUGAACCAUGGCAAAUGUGACUCUGGACCAAGGUCCGUGCUAGAUUUGAAACCUGUCACAAUAUCAGACUGAAUAUUGUCAACUUAUACAUUUGUUAUGUAUGCCUAGUUAUAGGCUAGACAGGUACAUGCUCCUAGAGAGUACAAACAACCCACAUCUCAUAUAACACCCUGUAUGCCCUUGCUUUGUUAAUUCUGC
This is a messenger RNA of Closterium sp. NIES-67, 3632 nucleotides long. NCBI's taxonomy places the organism in Eukaryota, Viridiplantae, Streptophyta, Zygnematophyceae, Desmidiales, Closteriaceae. The record is from the annotation of a GenBank genome assembly.